AACAGGGAACGAGAAAUGGAAGAAGCUGAAGAGAAGCAUCAAACUGAAAUCAGGGUGUACAAGCACACGUUUAAACAACUGAUGCAUGAGCAGCAAAACACCAUUGCAGAGAUUAAGGCAGAGGGUGUGGUUGCCACCAAGAUCCUGGAGAAAGAGCAGACAGACCUGGAGAGCGAGCUGCGGAGAGGCAUGCGCAGCCUGAAAGUGGAUCUGAAAGAACAGGAGCUCUCCAACGAGAACGUCAUCAGGAACCUAAAACUGAACCACGAUAAGGAAAUCACCAAGCUGAGAAACAGAUUUGAGGAAAAAGUACAAGAAAUCAAGUAUAACUAUGACACAAAGAUGGAUAAGGAGCGACAGGCGCAAGACCAGAUGCGCCAGAUUGAAAUUGAGGAGAUUGAGGAACGGAACAAGAACCAUGUUAGCACGCUGAUUAAGAACCACGAGCAAGCGUUCGACGAGCUCAAGAACCAUUAUAGUGAUGUCAUUCUCAAGAGCUAUAAUGAAAUCUACGUUCUUAAGGAUGAAGUGACUGAUCUGAAGAAGGAUAAGGAGACUUUGGAGAGGGAGAAGGCCAAGGUGCUGCACCACAACAAGAAGAUUACAGAGUCGCUGCAGAAAACCACACAGGAAGUGUCAGAGAUGCAGAAACAACUCACCAACUAUGAGAAGGAUAAAGCCUCACUGGCGGGAACAAGAGCACGGCUCAGUGUGUCCGAUAAAGAGCUGAAGGACCUGAAAUGGGAGCUUAAAGUGCUGGAGGAGAGAUUUAUUACGGUGCAGCAGGAGCGAGAUGAGCUGUACCAGAAGUUCAAUACCGCCAUCCUGGAGGUGCAGCAGAAGAGCGGCUUUAAGAACCUGCUUCUGGAGAAGAAACUCGAGACUCUUACAAACAGCCUGGAGAAGACCGAGGCACAGCUUAAUGAGGUCCUCGCUGCCUCCAAUUUAGAGCCCAGUGCCCUGAACGUGGUCACUCGCAAACUGGAGGAAGUGCUGGACUCGAAAAACACUGCUAUUAAAGACCUGCAGUAUGAAGUGGCUCGUGUGUCUCGGACGUAUAACAACCUGCUGAGGACAUAUGAAGCAAAACUGAAGGCUUUAGGCCUCCCUGCUGACGAGGUGGGCUUUAAACCACUGGAGAUCAGCAUUCAUUACUUGACUACCAUCAAGCGCUGA
Messenger RNA from Neoarius graeffei (lesser salmon catfish), 1176 nucleotides. RefSeq names its product dynein regulatory complex subunit 4-like. Gene Ontology annotation, molecular function: microtubule binding; small GTPase binding. Gene Ontology annotation, biological process: flagellated sperm motility. The record is from RefSeq and is a predicted model, not a curated record. NCBI's taxonomy places the organism in Eukaryota, Metazoa, Chordata, Actinopteri, Siluriformes, Ariidae. Gene Ontology annotation, cellular component: microtubule; motile cilium; Golgi apparatus. The transcript is spliced from 9 exons. Bases 16 to 1176 code for a protein of 386 amino acids.